Opisthorchis viverrini is the source of this 1476-nucleotide messenger RNA. RefSeq lists its product as hypothetical. The transcript is spliced from 4 exons. The record is from RefSeq and is a predicted model, not a curated record. Lineage: Eukaryota; Metazoa; Platyhelminthes; Trematoda; Opisthorchiida; Opisthorchiidae. Gene Ontology annotation, biological process: translation; ribosome assembly. Gene Ontology annotation, cellular component: mitochondrial large ribosomal subunit; ribosome. Bases 30 to 857 code for a protein of 275 amino acids. Gene Ontology annotation, molecular function: structural constituent of ribosome.
UGUAUCGGUAUUUGAACUCCACAAUCGAUAUGCAAGGAGACGUCGCAAAUCCUCUGUUAAUUAAUGCUGUUGAACUUGCCAGGGUUUCACGGUCGCUUGUACUUCAUUUCCAGGCCACACGUUUGCCUUUGGGCUUGUCUCGUUUGAGCCGCCUGGCAAUCGCCGCUGUUCCACACUUACCCUUUGUACCGAUCGCCCAGGCUCACUCACAGCGCCCCCAUGCUAGCAACCAUACUCGCAUUAUAUCCAAAGCGACUGGACGCAAGGAAGAUUUAUGGCAGCUGUACAAUGAGGUUGUCUACCCUCCUAAAGUUCCUGUGGGAAACAAGGAUGUGGCCAGUUUUGUUCUGCAGGAGCGUAGACCUGGGGAAGUAACACAUCGACGUGAGGAUCUCCUAUACAGCCAAAAGAAACUGUGGCUUUUGGGUUUUAUGAUUCGAGGCAGGUCGGUUGACGAUGCUUUUGCUCAGUUAGCUCACCGACCAGAAAAAGGAGCUAGGAUUUUGGAGGAGGUUCUAGAAGAAGCAAUUGAACUUGCAGUAAAGGAGCACGACUUUGAGUAUUGCACCAAAAUCUGGGUCGAGACUGUUCAUGUUUGCCGAGGGCGCGGUGUCCCACGUCUCUACAAAGGUGUGCGUGGACAUCUUUCAGCAAACAAUUACCACUACGCCAAUUUAUACAUCCGGCUCCGCGAAGGUGAUCCGCCCCCGGUUUACCAUCCUCGUCAAAUCAAGGGUUCGUGGACUCCGACCCACAAUUGUCCUAGCUUCGGACGUCCUUCUUGGGGUUCCGGUAACGAUAUGCUACAAUUGGAACUGGAACGGAUGAGGCAACGGCGACUAAAAGGCGGCAUGUAGAACUCCUAAUAAAUGUGUAAAUAGAUACACUUUGCAGUUUUAUUCCUUUCGGAGCCAUACCCCACUGUGCUUCAUAUAAUAGUAAAAAUUGGACUUGCAAAAAACGACAAGACGUAUCAUCAAGUAUUCAUUUCAUAUACAUGCAUGUAUAAAUAAAUACAUCAUCAAUCUGGUUCGAGAAGCUCUGGAUGAGCCUGCCAAAAGGCAUCUUUGAUGAUAUCAAUGUUGGCUUGCUCUACCGCGCCUUUUGCGUCCUAGAAAAAAGAAGGAAAUGUGUCGAUUACAUGCUGGAACCCUGUGCGUGUGAUCGCACACUAAAUGCCGUCGGGUUGAAACGCAUGUAGUUAGGCACUAUUGAGCCCCCGAUCUGAAUUUUUAGCUUUUGCGUCAACAUUCCCAUAAAGUUCACCAAGGGAGACGCGGAGGAUAAUCUGUCUUACAUUGGUGGCUAUGACAGAGGAUGCAUUUCCACCAACUGAACACCGGCAUUCUAUCGCUUAUUCCGUGUCUGUGAUACUUCGGUCAUUAAGUUUGCCACACUGAUGAAAGAUGUUAAGUCCUCUGCACAAGCGUACCUUGAAAUAGGUAUCUUACGACACGAUUCUUCUACAAAGGUCGU